AGCUGUGUAUCUAUGAAGAGUGAUCGGUCAAAUCCUCGUCUUAUUCAUUUUAAAGAACAACAACCGUCUGCUGCAAAGAAAGUGGACCAGGAGAGCUCAGAGGUUCCCAGUGGUCAGUCUGCCCAGCAGCAUCAAACACACCUGGACUCCAUAUUUAUGCUGCUGGAGGACAACAUCGUGACUUUUGUGAAGAACGAGCUGAAGAAGAUGCAGAAGCUUCUGAGUCCAGAUUACCCAGAAUGCUUAGAGAGUCAGAGUGAGGAUGAGGAGGUGUUGGACGGUGAGGAGGAAGAGCAGAGGAGGAAGAGCAGAGAGGCAUUUCUGAAGAUCACACUGCACUUCCUGAGGAGAAUGAAGCAAGAGGAUCUGGCUGACUGUCUGCAGAUCAGAAGUCCUGCAGGUUGUCAGUCUAAACUCAAGUCUAACCUGCAGAAGAAGUUCCAGUGUCUGUUUGAGGGGAUCACUAAAGAAGGAAACCCAACCCUUCUGAAUGAGAUCUACACACCGCUCUACAUCACAGAGGGAGGGACUGCAGAGGUCAAUGAUGAACAUGAGAUCAGACAGAUUGAAACAGCAUCCAGGAAACCAGACAGACCAGAAACAACAAUCAGACAAGAAGACAUCUUUAAAGCCUCACCUGGAAGAGAUGAACCAAUCAGAACAGUGAUGACAAAGGGAGUGGCUGGCAUUGGGAAAACAGUCUUAACACAGAAGUUCACUCUGGACUGGGCUGAAGACAAAGCCAACCAGGACAUACACUUCACAUUUCCAUUCACUUUCAGAGAGCUGAAUGUGCUGAAAGAGAAAAAGUACAGCUUGGUGGAACUUGUUCAUCACUUCUUUACUGAAACCAAAGAAGCAGGAAUCUGCAGGUUUGAAGAGUUCCAGGUUGUGUUCAUCUUUGACGGUCUGGAUGAGUGUCGACUUCCUCUGGACUUCCACAACACUGAGAUCCUGACUGAUGUUACAGAGUCCACCUCAGUGGAUGUGCUGCUGACAAACCUCAUCAGGGGGAAACUGCUUCCCUCUGCUCGCCUCUGGAUAACCACACGACCUGCAGCAGCCAAUCAGAUCCCUCCUGAGUGUGUCGGCAUGGUGACAGAGGUCAGAGGGUUCACUGACCCACAGAAGGAGGAGUACUUCAGGAAGAGAUUCAGAGAUGAGGAGCAGGCCAGCACCAUCAUCUCCCACAUCAAGACAUCACGAAGCCUCCACAUCAUGUGCCACAUCCCAGUCUUCUGCUGGAUCACUGCUACAGUUCUGGAGGAUAUGUUGAAAAGCAGAAAGAGGGAAGAGCUGCCCAAGACCCUGACUGAGAUGUACAUCCACUUCCUGGUGCUUCAGGCCAAACUGAAGAACAUCAAGUAUGAUGGAGGAGCUGAGACAGAUCCACACUGGAGUCCAGAGAGCAGGGAGAUGAUUGAGUCUCUGGGAAAACUGGCUUUUGAGCAGCUGCAGAAAGGCAACCUGAUCUUCUAUGAAUCAGACCUGACAGAGUGUGGCAUCGAUAUCAGAAUAGCCUCAGUGUACUCAGGAGUGUUCACACAGGUCUUUAUAGAGGAGAGAGGGCUCCACCAGAACAAGGUGUUCUGCUUCGUCCAUCUGAGUGUUCAGGAGUUUCUGGCUGCUCUUCAUGUCCAUCUGACAUUCAUCACGUCUGGAGUCAAUCUGCUGGCAGAACAACAAACAACCUGUUUCUAUCAGAGUGCUGUAGACAAGGCCUUAAAGAGUCCAAAUGGACACCUGGACUUGUUCCUCCGCUUCCUCCUGGGUCUUUCACUGCAGACCAAUCAGAGUCUCCUACGAGGUCUGCUGACACAGACAGGAAGUAGCUCACAGACCAAUCAGGAAACAGUCAAGUACAUCAAGAAGAAAAUCAGUGAGAAUGUGUCUGCAGAGAGAAGCAUCAAUCUGUUCCACUGUCUGAAUGAACUGAAUGAUCGUUCUCUAGUGGAGGAGAUCCAACAGUACCUGAGAUCAGGAAGUCUCUCCACAGAUAAACUGUCUCCUGCUCAGUGGUCAGCUCUGGGCUUCAUCUUACUGUCAUCAGAAAAAGAUCUGGACGUGUUUGACCUGAAGAAAUACUCUGCUUCAGAGGAGGCUCUUCUGAGGCUGCUGCCAGUGGUCAAAGCCUCCAAAAAAGCUCUGCUCAGUGACUGUAAUCUCUCAGAGAGAAGCUGUGCAGCUCUGUCCUCAGUUCUCAGCUCCCAGUCCUCUAGUCUGAGAGAUCUGGACCUGAGUAACAACAACCUGCAGGAUUCAGGACUGAAGCAGCUUUCUGCUGGACUGGAGAGUCCAAACUGUGGACUGGAAACUCUCAGACUGACUGACUGUAACCUCUCAGAGAGAAGCUGUGCAGCUCUGUCCUCAGUUCUCAGCUCCCAGUCCUCUAGUCUGAGAGAUCUGGACCUGAGUAACAACAACCUGCAGGAUUCAGGAGUGAAGCAGCUUUCUGCUGGACUGGAGAGUCCACACUGUGGACUGGAAACUCUCAGCCUGUCAGGAUGUCUGAUCACAGAGGAAGGCUGUGCUUCUCUGGCCUCAGCUCUGAGGUCCAACCCCUCCCAUCUGAGAGAGCUGGACCUGAGCUACAAUCAUCCAGGAGACUCAGGAGAGAAGAUCUUGUCUGCUGGACUGGAGGAUCCACACUGGAGACUGGACACUCUCAGCCUGCAGCCUGCUGGAGUCCGAUGGUUGACACCAGGUCCGAGGAAGUAUGCCUGUGAACUGGAACUGGAUCCAAACACAGCAAACAGAAGACUCAAACUGUCUGACAACAACAGGAAGGUGACACAUGUGGAGGAGGAUCAGUCAUAUCCUGAUCAUCCAGACAGAUUUGGGGUCUGGCCUCAGCUGCUGUGUAGAAAUGUUCUGACUGGUCGCUGUUACUGGGAGGUCGAGUGGAAAGGAGGAGUUUUUUCAUCAGUGACGUACAGAGGAAUCAGAAGGAAAGGAGACAGUGCUGACUGUGGGUUUGGAAGGAAUGAUCAGUCCUGGAGUCUGAGAUGCUCUGAUGGUGGUUACUCUGUCUGGCACAACAACAAUGGAGCGUCCAUCUCCUCCUCCUCCUCCUCUUCCUCCUCUGCCUCUGGUAGAGUAGCAGUGUAUGUGGACUGUCCUGCUGGCACUCUGUCCUUCUACAGAGUCUCCUCUGACACACUGAUCCACCUCCACACCUUCAACACCACAUUCACUGGACCUCUGUAUGCUGGGUUUGGGUUUCGGUCACAUGACAAGUUUGGUUCCUCAGUGUCUCUGUGUUCUCUGUAG
Scomber japonicus (chub mackerel) is the source of this 3270-nucleotide messenger RNA. RefSeq names its product NLR family CARD domain-containing protein 3-like. Bases 13 to 3270 code for a protein of 1085 amino acids. The transcript is spliced from 9 exons. Gene Ontology annotation, molecular function: protein binding. The record is from RefSeq and is a predicted model, not a curated record. Lineage: Eukaryota; Metazoa; Chordata; Actinopteri; Scombriformes; Scombridae.